AUGUGUCGUGUUCUUGCCGAUAAAAUAUUACAAGUUGCCAAGGAUGAUGUCACUGCCCUACACUGUAAAGUUGUUUGCCUCAUCCAGAAUGGGAGCUUUAAAGAAGCCCUUAAUGUCAUCCACAACAGUACUAAAUUGUUAACAAGUGAGGUAAUAGCUUUUGAAAAGGCGUACUGUGAAUAUCGGUUAAACAGGAUUGAAACUGCAUUAAAAACCAUAGAAACUGCACCUCAAAAAACAGAUAAACUUAAAGAAUUGUAUGGACAAGUGCUUUAUAGAUUAGAACAUUACGAAGAAUGUUUAGCUGUUUAUCGGGAUAUUAUUCGCAAUUCCCAAGAUGAUUACGACGAAGAAAGACAGACAAAUUUAUCUGCUGUUUUGGCUGCAAUGAGUUUAUGGGAGAACAAGAUGCCAGAUGAUUUUGAUUUGCAGGAGUCAUCCUAUGAACUUUGCUACAACACUGCCUGCACUCUAAUAGGUCAAGGAAAGCUGAAUGAGGCCAUGCAGAAGCUGCAGGAAGCAGAAGAACUUUGCCGACAGUCCAUUUCAGAGGAUACUGACUUAUCUGAAGAAGACAUUGAUGCAGAAUUGGCUAUAAUUCAUGGGCAGAUGGCAUAUAUUAGGCAGCAACAAGGCACUACAGAUGAUGCCCUCCAACUCUACAAUCAAAUAAUUAAGUUAAAACCCACAGAUAUUGCAUUGCUGGCUGUUGUGGCAAAUAAUAUUAUAACCAUUAACAAGGACCAAAAUGUGUUUGACUCAAAAAAGAAGGUGAAACUAACGAGUGCUGAGGGAGUGGAGCAUAAGUUAUCUCAAAAGCAACUACAAGCUAUUGAAUUUAACAAAGCUUUGCUAUCCAUGUAUACAAACCAGGCAGAUCAGUGUCGGAAGUUAUCCUCCAGUUUACAGUCCCAGAAUCCUGAACAUUUAUUACCUGUGCUCAUUCAAGCUGCCCAGCUUUGUCGCGAAAAACAGCAUUCAAAGGCUGUAGAUUUGCUUCAGGAAUUUGCUGAUCAGCAUCCAAAUAACUCUGCUCAAAUAAAAUUAACAAUGGCACAACUGAAAAUCGCUCAAGGUAAUGUGACAAAGGCCUGUCUAAUACUUAGAAGCAUUAAAGAGCUAGCGCAUACACCUGGUAUGGUGUCGGCACUAGUCACCAUGUAUAGCCAUGAUGAAGAUAUUGACAGUGCAAUUGAAGUGUUCACACAGGCAAUCUGCUGGUAUCAGGAAAGUCAACCAAACUCACCAGCACAUUUGUCUCUAAUAAGAGAAGCUGCCAACUUCAAAUUAAAGUAUGGACGCAAAAAAGAAGCCAUCAAUGAUCUUGAACAGUUAUGGAAGCAGAAUCCUAAAGACAUUCAUACCUUGGCUCAACUCAUCUCUGCAUAUUCACUUGUGGAUGCAGAUAAAGCAAAGGUCCUUAGCAAACAUCUACCAUCUUCUGACACCAUGACUUUGAAAGUGGAUGUAGAUGCCCUAGAAAAUUCCACCGGAGCAACAUUUAUUCGGAAGAAGGCUGGGAAAGUUGCUGCAGAACAAACAAAAGAACAAGGACUGGUAGAAAUUAAGAAAAAGAAGAAGAAAAAGAAGGGUAAACUACCCAAGAAUUAUGACCCCAAAGUUACUCCAGAUCCUGAACGUUGGCUGCCAAUGCGAGAACGGUCGUAUUACCGAGGAAGGAAGAAGGGUAAAAAGAAGGACCAGAUUGGUAAAGGAACACAGGGAGCAACAGCUGCUGCAACUGCUGAAUUUGAUGCUAGUAAAACAGCAGGCAGCCCACCUACAUCUCCCCGGCCUGGAGUGGCAGCACCUGGAGCAACUUCAUCAUCUUCUAGCAAUGUCGUUCCCCCCAGACAUCAAAAGCCGAUUGGUGCUGUUGGUACAAAAAAGAAGCAACAACAAAAGAAAAAGAAAGGAGGGAAAGGGGGUUGGUAAUCCCCCCCCCCCCCCCCCCCAAAAAAAAAAAAAAUGUGCAAACAACUUCUACAAACUAAUUUAUGUCUUAUCGGAUAUUUUUGGUUUAUUUCAUUGAAGUGUACAAAUUUUAGAGCAAUUCAUUUUGGCAAAAUUAUUUGUUCUGUUUUAUUAGAAAAAUAUAUCCGGCAGGAUUUGUAUUUUUUUUUUCUGAAAGUCCAAAUUACAUUUUUAUAUCUAAGGACCAUUUUGACUCAUGGAAAAAGUGAAACAACUAAUUCCUGUAAAGAAAAAUUGUGUUUUACAAAACUUUGAGACAGUGUUCUAAAAAUGCAUUAAUUUAAUCGUUUGAUUGCAAAAUUAAAAUAAGAACAAACACGGUUUUAA
Bombina bombina (fire-bellied toad) is the source of this 2301-nucleotide messenger RNA. It is a transcript of the gene SRP72, whose product is annotated as signal recognition particle 72. NCBI's taxonomy places the organism in Eukaryota, Metazoa, Chordata, Amphibia, Anura, Bombinatoridae. Gene Ontology annotation, biological process: SRP-dependent cotranslational protein targeting to membrane. The transcript has 20 exons. Gene Ontology annotation, molecular function: protein binding; 7S RNA binding; ribosome binding. Gene Ontology annotation, cellular component: signal recognition particle, endoplasmic reticulum targeting. Bases 1 to 1935 code for a protein of 644 amino acids. The record is from RefSeq and is a predicted model, not a curated record.